AUAUUCACGGGAUAUACCAAUACCAUAUGAACGUUUAUGUCUAUGCACGGGACAGUGGUGAUGAUAGUGGCUCCUACCGCAGCUGCCUCCUUGGAGGAGUGUGAAACCCAUGAUCAUUGAUAUGAAGUCAUCUAUUGGUGCACCGAUAGGCAGCAAUCGGACAGUAGUCGUAGUGUAAUCGACGCAAGCUCCUGUUGUGUUCUUUCCUUUUUUCGAAUAUAUACCUAGCUAACAGUCAGGGUGUGGGAUAGUAACAGUUACCGCUGUCGCUAGCAGGCUAGUCUAGCAGGCUACAAGCUAAGAUUGACAUAUCAGUCCAACCCUGUUGAGAUAGCUAGCUAACAUUAGCUAGCUCAAACGAACGUCAGUGCAGCUAUGUUUGUGCAAGAGGAAAAGAUCUUUGCUGGAAAAGUUUUAAAGAUUCAUAUAUGCACCAUGGAGGGUGCGGAAUGGUUGGAGGAAGUUACAGAAGAUACCACUAUUGAAAAACUUAAAGAAAGAUGCCUGAAACACUGUGUUCAUGGAAGUCUUGAAGAUCCCAAGGUUCUCACACAUCAAAAGCUCAUUCAUGCUGCAUCAGAAAGGAUCCUUACAGAAACCAAAACCGUAGCAGAUGAGAACCUGAAAGACAAAGACGUGCUUUUGUUGAUAAAGAAAAGACCUCCACCGCUACCACCCAAAAUGGUAGACAUUGCAUCUGAGGAGAAGAAGCAAGAAAGCAAGGCCCCAGACAAAGAUUCCAUUCUUAAAGCCACAGCUAACCUAUCUACCCGACACACAGAUCGCACAGUUACUCAGCACAACAUUCGGGAUUUUCAGACAGAGCUAAGGAAGAUCCUUGUUUCGCUCAUUGAAGUGGCACAGAAACUCCUUGCUUUGAACCCAGAUGCGGUUGAGCUUUUCAAGAAGGCCAACGCCAUGUUGGAUGAGGAUGAAGAAGACCGCGUGGAUGAGUCCGCCUUGCAGCAGCUCACUGAAAUGGGCUUCCCUGAGAGCAGAGCGGUGAAGGCCCUCCGCCUAACCCACAUGUCAGUUACCCAGGCCAUGGAGUGGCUGAUCGAGCAUGUGGAUGACCCCACUGCUGACGCCCCUCUGGUGAACCAGGACAUCCCGGGGGCGUCUGCUGGUGCUGCUGCGGUCCUGGGCGCCACAGCCUCAGGACUCCUCUCCCGGACCACAGAGCCCUCCAGCACAGAGGAGGCCAAGCAGGACGAGCUCACCGAGAUCUUCAAGAGGAUCCGGCGGAAACGAGAGUUCAGGCCUGACUCACGGGCUGUCAUUGCACUGAUGGAGAUGGGCUUUGACGAAAAGGAGGUGAUUGACGCCCUUCGGGUCAAUAAUAACCAGCAGGAUGCUGCGUGUGAGUGGCUGCUUGGGGACAGGAAGCCUUCACCUGAGGACCUGGACAAGGGAAUUGACACCAACAGCCCUCUGUUUCAAGCCAUACUUGAAAAUCCUGUGGUCCAGCUCGGUCUAACAAAUCCAAAAACUCUAUUAGCUUUUGAGGACAUGCUGGAGAAUCCACUGAACAGCACACAGUGGAUGAACGACCCGGAAACGGGGCCGGUGAUGCUUCAGAUUUCCCGAAUUUUUCAAACACUCAACCGCACAUAAAGGCAUACUUCGGUGGGGGCCUUUGUGGGUGAAGGGGCAUCUGCAUCUGCAAACCCUCAAGAGUCAGUGGAGGAGGGGAUGAAUGUAACAGUAAUAAGGUGAUAAAAAGUUGCAUAGUCCACAGAGAUUCUGUACACGUUCUUGACAUUUUGUUUUUUUUAUAUAUAUAUAUUUUAAAAAGAUCUGUUACUCUGUGUGUGUGUGUGUGUGUGUGUG
This is a messenger RNA of Clupea harengus (Atlantic herring), 1830 nucleotides long. The record is from RefSeq and is a predicted model, not a curated record. NCBI's taxonomy places the organism in Eukaryota, Metazoa, Chordata, Actinopteri, Clupeiformes, Clupeidae.